AUGCAGUCUAAUCCUUAUCUAUCUCAGUCUGUUGAUAUCUAUCUAUCUCAUCCACUCAUUAUCUAUCUAUCUAUCUAUCUAUUUAUCUAUCUAUCUAUCUCAGUCUAUUUCUAUCUAUCUGUCUCAGUCUGUUCGUAUCUAUCUAUCUAUCUAUCUAUCUAUCUAUCUAUCUAUCUAUCUAUCUAUCUAUCUAUCUAUCUAUCUCAGUCUAUUCCUAUCUAUCUGUCUCAGUCUGUUCGUAUCUAUCUAUCUAUCUAUCUAUCUAUCUAUCUAUCUAUCUAUCUCAGUCUAUUCCUAUCUAUCUGCCUCAGUCUGUUCGUAUCUAUCUAUCUAUCUAUCUAUCUCAGUCUGUACGUAUCUAUCUAUCGUUACUUUUUCCAAUCAUUAUCUAUCUAUCUAUCUAUCUAUCUAUCUAUCUAUCUCAGUCUAUUUCUAUCUAUCUGUCUCAGUCUGUUCGUAUCUAUCUAUCUAUCUAUCUAUCUAUCUAUCUAUCUAUCUAUCUAUCUAUCUCAGUCUAUUCCUAUCUAUCUGUCUCAGUCUGUUCGUAUCUAUCUAUCUAUCUAUCUCAGUCUGUACGUAUCUAUCUAUCGUUACUUUUCGUUUCUCUAUCUAUCUAUCUAUCUAUCUAUCUAUCUAUUGCAAUAUGUUCAUAUAUCUCUCUCUUUCUCUCUCUCCCUAACUAUCUAUCUAUUGCAGUCUAUUCCUUAUCUAUCUAUUUAUCUAUUUAUCUGUCUCAGGUGGUGA
This is a messenger RNA of Acanthosepion pharaonis, 744 nucleotides long. The record is from the annotation of a GenBank genome assembly. NCBI's taxonomy places the organism in Eukaryota, Metazoa, Mollusca, Cephalopoda, Sepiida, Sepiidae.